UUGAAACAAAUAGCACAGGUAGAAUGGGUAAUUAUGGAAACUGAAUUGACGCUGCUUCUCUCCCUAUUUAACCUUCUACUCUUCUAAAGUAUUUCAGGAAAAAAAUAAAAACCCACUUUUUUGGAAGCAGAGCUGUAAUUGAGAAGGAUAACAAAUUUUUUGAGAAGCCCUAUCUUCAGUAGCUGCAACAGCGAUUCAAUUGUGCAUCUGGUGAUUAUUGAGGUUUCCGGUGUGAUGGCUUUGAGGCGUAUGCUUGGGUAUUCGGAUGGAGAGUUAAUGAGAUCAGAUGCAAAACCUUGCACAAGACUAAUGAGACAAACUGCUGGGAUUUUUUCUGUUGGAGGAGCAUUAGGAUUUUGGAUUCUUUGCCGACUGCACUAUGGUCCUAGAAUCACAGUUCCUAGAAGUCUUAGAUGGGCAGCUUGUGGGGCUGUUACUGUGAGCUCAAGCACCGCUUUGCUAGUUCGUCUAUUUAGUCCUGAAUGUGAACCACAAAAUAUAGCUGCCUAUGACAAGAAGGGAUGAUGUUCCGAGAUCAGUAUGUAAAACUGAGGUGUUUAACUUUUUAAGGAUUCUCCUUCCACAGGCAUAACACAUGGUUGCGUGGGUUAGCCACUGGAGAACGACCAGCGUUUCAAUGCUUAACUAUUAUAUUUGCCACUAAUAUUUCAAUUGCUAUUGCUUAAAAUGCUGCAAACACUCGAGAAGUGAUUCUUAAUCUGGCUAAGUUUUCUCCUAGCAGCUAAUUCUAUGUACUUAUUUGUGUGAGUGAUUUAUCAUUUGGCUUAAGCUUCAAAGGUUAUCUGAUAGUAUGUCUACACUUCAAUAAGAUCUUACUACUAUUUCUUUAAUUUUGUAAA
Molecule: messenger RNA, 860 nt
Organism: Solanum pennellii
Lineage: Eukaryota; Viridiplantae; Streptophyta; Magnoliopsida; Solanales; Solanaceae
Exons: 3
Coding region: 235-525 (96 amino acids)
Source: RefSeq, a predicted model, not a curated record